UCUGUAAAUGUGUCUCUAUCCAACUCCAAUCCAAAGUGCUCACGCAGAUAAGUUAAAAUUUCAAGUUUAGAUAAUAAUUAUUAUUAUCUCAAACACCUGUUUGAAACAUUUAAUCGAAAUUACUUCUAGUCGUGACCAUGGAGCUCUUACUCAAUUUUUGUUAUUACGUAACACUUUUUCUAAUUCCGAUCUCACUCUACGUUCUUGUAUUCCAACAUCGGACAAAAAAUCGUUUUUACACAAACCGAGAUUGGUUUUAUAUAAUUAAAUUCCUAAUCGCAAAAUCGGCCGUCAAAAAACAUCAAAACAAAUUCAAAACAAAAAUUAACAUAACCGAAAGUCCAAUAGAAAUUCGGACGGAAAAUUACUGUGAUAAUUAUUUUAUAUAUGGAGCAGAUCAAAAAGGCAAUAGUCUAUCGUUACGUUUUAUAAUUGGGUCAGGUCUAGUAGGCGAGGUUUUUCUUUGUUUACGGCUUUCAACAGGCGCCAUCUAUACAUUUCCUGGUGAAAAAAAGACAAAACAGUAUAAUCUAUCAGAUUGGCAUUGGAAAACAAAAGACCUCCAUUUGGAAAUUCUGGAACCAUUCAAACGUCACCGAGUGACAUUUAAUGGAUUAUUGAGCAACGCCACCAACGAUAUUGAACAUGUCAGAUUCAAUUUGACUUGGAUUGCAACAAAUGCUCCCCGUUUUCAUCCCCAAGACGCCGCCACUGACUUACUCACCAAUGCACUUGCACAGCACCCGUGGCGUGACGGUGAUUGGCUAUCACUGCUAGGGGAUGAAUGCGGGUACGAACAAUUCGGUGCUUUACACGGAUUUAUCAGAGGCGACUCGUUUAAAGAUGACUUUUUUGUAAAUUUACCGUCAUGUCGGACAAGGUUUUGGGGUACUGCGGAAAAAUUGGCCGUGUCAAAAUGCCUUCAUUUAUUUGUUGCCGGCCAUGAUGGUACUUUGAUUAGUAUUUGGGUAAAAUCAUUGAAACAUGGUUGCCAUGGACUACAAUAUGGUAAUGUCGUGAUGACUAACGGUACCAUUCAACCAAUUACAGCAAGCGAUAUCAGAUUUGAUUGUUUGGGACAAAAUAGCCAACUUCCCGAAACUUUUCUUAUACAUAUUUACGCAUUGAAACAAACUUUCAGAAUAGUUUUCCAUACAAACACGAUUAAAACAAUUGUAGACGGGCAUGACCUGUCAAAUAUUCCCGCCGAUUGCGAUUUAAAUACCCAACAAGGUAAAUCAUUGGUUGAAUUAUGGCAAGGCGUAAAAAACACAUCACGUGACAAACCACUCAAACCACUUUUAAUCGAAAAUAAAAGCAAAACAUUACCAACGUGUUACGUGAUCUCACUCGACGACGAAUCAGCAAAAAUUGUGAAUUUGAGCGGAGGUAAAGGUUGUUCAUUGGCAAUGCUCACAUGUUUGAAAUCAGAUGACUUUAUUGUUCCUAAUGGAUUUAUUAUAACAGUUAAUGCUUUCAAUAAACAAUUAGAAAUGAAUUUUAAUAUGAAGAAGGCAGUGUCUAUCCUUGAUGACAUUUGUUGUGGGCGGAGCUUAGGCGAUUUGGAGCACGCUUGUGCCCAAACAAUUAAAACCUUUGAAAGUGAAAAAAUAAUCCCCGAAGUUGCUUCGGUAAUUUUGCAGGCUUUCCGUAAUCUCAAGCCCCGCCCCACUGAUCGAUUUGCUGUCCGUUCGUCGGCAAUUGGUGAAGAUUCAGAGGAUUUAUCGGCAGCUGGUCAAAACUCCACCUUUUUGGGAUGCUCCACCUUCGCCUCCAUCCUUCAGUCAGUCUCCGCCUGUUGGGCGUCACUCUACACCAAUCAAAGCGUGCGUUACCGCCAUAAACACGGCAUAGCUAUCCCAUCACAAAUGGCCGUUGUUGUGCAAAAAAUGGUACAAGCAGAUUGUGCCGGUGUGUUAUUCACUUGCCAUCCCUCAACUGGAAACCCCGCCCAUAUUGUAAUAACGGCCAAUCAUGGCUUGGGUGAAAGUGUGGUUUCGGGGCGGAGCGAACCGGAUACAAUCAUACUUGAACGCACGUUCGAUAAUGACGUCACUAUUCAAUCGAAAACUUUAGGUUUGAAGAAUAAAAUUGUUAAAAUGACGACGGAUGGAGAGGGCGUGGUCGAAUGUGAUGGACUGCAAGGUUUUAGUCUGACAGAUAAUCAGGCGUUAGUUUUGGGGCGAGUGGGAGUGGCAUUAGAAGAGAAAAUGGGAGGAGCGAGAGAUAUCGAGUGGGCUUUUUCUCAAGGAAGGUUGUAUUUACUUCAAGCUCGACCAAUCACAACGCUGAAUUUGUGGACCGAUUACGAAUUGUUACACGAAUUUGACGUUGCCACAUUGAGCGAUGAUGUUGUUUACACUGUUGCCAAUACUGGAGAGAUUUUGCCAGGAGCAAUUUCCACUUUAACAUUAUCGACAGUUGUAAAGGCUAUCGAUAAGAGUAUACAAAUAUCGGUUGAAGGUCACAGUAAUGAAUACUCUCUCAAAUGUUUAGGGACGUUUCAAGGCCAUCUUUUCGUCGAUGUUAUCACCGGGAUACAUCGACGUGUCAAAAAUAAAAUUGAACUGAUAUCAAAAAUUGUCGAUUUAGCAAUUUUUGGACACCCAAUCAUCAAUGAGAAAAUUCAUUACUUAUCAUUAAAUCGAUUCGGACCCAUUGGAAGCUUGGAGCAAUUUAAAGAAUUGUACACUAUGAUCAAAUUGGCUUGGUGUAAUGAAAAGAACGCAAAAAUGAGCAAAACAAUUAACGAAACGUAUCAAGUGGGCAUCGAUACAACACGCGACACUCUUAAAGAUAUCUACAACAAAAUUGACAAGUCUUUGAAUAAAAUGGCGGAAGUUUUGCUCCUCCAUUGUUACACAACACGAACAUCCGUCAGUUAUCAAAUAUUUGCAAUGACUGUUCUUGCCGAAAAUGCCCAAGAUUUCACCAUUGACCAUUACAAUGAUAUUGCCAUGUUGUUGGCAUCGUGCGAUGAAGUCAUUUCUGCGGAAAUCCCCAACACUCUUGCCAACAUAACUAGAAUUUUGAACGAAAAUCACCAAAACAUGAAAUUUGCCGAAAUUGAUCCGAAUUUGGGGCGAAAAUGGUUAAAAGACAAUUCACCCGAAGCUAGUAAAAUCUUUGAGCAAUUUAUAAAAAAUCACGGACAUCGAGCUUUGCGAGAGUUUGAUAUCUUUAAUGAAACAUGGGGUACGAAUCCGGUCGAAGUGAUUAAAAUGAUACAAACAAAUUGUCGAAGUAAAAGUCCGAAACAGGAAAAAACAAUUAAACCAAUCGAUGAAGUCAUCGCCGGUUUGGUUUCACCGACAAAAACUUCUACGCGAAAAUUUCUCAAGUUUUUGAUGAAUAAAAGUCGACGUGCUGUCGGGCUUCGAGAGCAAACAAAGUCAGAAAGUAUUCGAUUUGUGGACAAACUGCGUCAAAGUUAUAGAAUUUUGGGCCAAAAAAUGGCCUUUCAAGGUUUAAUUCCUGAACCGGACUUAAUUUUCCACUUGUCGCACUACGAAAUCGGGCAAAUUCUCGAUAAAAGUGACCGAAAUCCGAUCAUAAUAACCAAAGCACUCAGACGCCAGAAAUUGUACCCAAAAUGGGACCGAUUGAAAUUCCCCGAAAUUUCCUAUGGGAUCCCCUUGCCCGAAACUCGAGAUUUUAUUCCUCGAAGCGGCUCUGGAACAGUCAAAUGUGAGGGAACACCGGUUUGUUUCGGUAUUAUUCAAGCAAGAGCGUGCGUUAUAACCGAUUUGAAGGAAAUUGACCAAUUACAUGAAGGGGACGUCCUCAUUACGUAUUGUACAGAUAUUGGCUGGUCACCGUAUUUCCCCAUGUUGGGGGGAAUCGUCACCGAAUUGGGAGGUUUGGUAUCGCAUGGAGCCGUGAUUGCACGAGAAUAUGGACUACCCUGUAUUGUGGGGGCCAAAGGGGCAACGAAAAUGUUUAAAACGGGAGAUUUGGUUAUACUUUCAGGGGAAAACGGAACAGUUGAGUUAAUAGUAUAAUUUUUUUUCUAAAUAAAAAUUAUGUUUAUGCAA
This is a messenger RNA of Tribolium castaneum (red flour beetle), 4034 nucleotides long. RefSeq names its product rifampicin phosphotransferase-like. Bases 138 to 4001 code for a protein of 1287 amino acids. NCBI's taxonomy places the organism in Eukaryota, Metazoa, Arthropoda, Insecta, Coleoptera, Tenebrionidae. The record is from RefSeq and is a predicted model, not a curated record. The transcript is spliced from 14 exons. Gene Ontology annotation, biological process: phosphorylation. Gene Ontology annotation, molecular function: kinase activity; ATP binding.